Molecule: messenger RNA, 1075 nt
Organism: Panicum hallii
Lineage: Eukaryota; Viridiplantae; Streptophyta; Magnoliopsida; Poales; Poaceae
Exons: 1
Coding region: 106-774 (222 amino acids)
Source: RefSeq, a predicted model, not a curated record
CGUUCCACAUUCCCACGCUGCAACGACUACCACCAACCACCGGUCCACCACUUCCACUGGCCACCGCGCCGCGGCGCUCGGUCGAGGUCGAGAGGGACGAAGCUGAUGCCGCCGGCUCCCAGCCAGGGCAGCGCCCGCGGCGGCGGCGCGGCGACGCCGCCCAGCAAGCCGCAGAGCCCGCUGCGCAUCACGCACGACGGCGAGUUCUACGCGCGCCUGCUCACCAGGGAGUCGUCCCUGGGCAACCCGUCCUUCCGCUACUACGGCGCGGGGCCCGGCGCCGUGCCCUUCGUGUGGGAGUCGCAGCCGGGCACGCCCAAGGACGCCUACUCCUCCCGCAUGCUGGCCGCGGGCGCCGGCGCCCCCGUCAUCACCCCGCCGCCGUCCUACCACCUCCGCGGCGCGGCGUUCGGCCACAGCGCCCGGCGCCACGGCAAGGCCGGCGGCGGCAGCAGGAGCGGCUGCAGGUACAAGCUCAGGUGGAUAAAGGUCGGCUUCAUCGCCACCGUCUUCCGCCGCCUCGCCUUUGGUAAGUCCUGCAGGUCCUCGUCGUCGUCGGUCAAGCCCUCGCCGUCCACCCGCUGGCUCUUCUCCGGCUCCAACGCCGCCGAUGAAGCUCGCGACCAGGAGUACUGCGGCGGCUACGAGCCCGCGCCGCCGCCGACGAGGAUGAAGGGGGUGCUCCGCCUCGGCGUCCGCCCGAGCCCGUGGAUGGUGCAGUUCUGCAGCGGCCAGCGGGAGCAGGCCGGCUGGGUGUACGGCUGGCGCCCGUAGUCGCCCGCCGCCGGUCGCUGUCGAGCGAACGAAGCGAUUGUCCGCCGUCCGGCCCGUGCCAUGAAUGCAAGUGGUUGAUCGGGGCACUUCGGGGCGCCCUAAUUUAAGUGAUCUGUAGGAGCUAUUGUUCGUGCGUGAUGGAUGUUCCUGUUCGAUCCGGUGUCCGUCGCUGUGCUUGGAAGCAGGAUAAGGAUAAAGCUGUUCGUCAUUUCGGUCGUUUAGUGGCGUCGUGUUGCCAUGGCCGGGUAUAUUGUAUACACACGCAUCUUGUACCUGGUGUUGUCUAGCUACUGGUGGUGUA